This is a messenger RNA of Ochlerotatus camptorhynchus, 1561 nucleotides long. It is a transcript of the gene pasi2, whose product is annotated as Protein pasi2. The record is from RefSeq and is a predicted model, not a curated record. Lineage: Eukaryota; Metazoa; Arthropoda; Insecta; Diptera; Culicidae. The transcript is spliced from 2 exons. Bases 350 to 1132 code for a protein of 260 amino acids.
CGGCACGUCAGUUUCGAGAGAACCGUGUUCGUUACAAGUUGCGUGUUGACGACGCUCGGUGCUCGCGUCACCUUUACCAUAUAUUGCCCACUACCUCGGUUUAUUAGUACUGACUGAUUGUUUUAGUUUUCUUUUAUGUUUGGUCGGUGUACGCAGUGAUUAUCAUACAUUCCCCUCGUCGAUUUUACGUUGCUGUCGGACGGUUUGGUAUGCUGAAUGCGAAGUAAGAACCACCACAGUGGGGAAAGGAACAGAACGAGCACAGUUGUGUCAACGGGCGGAAUAAGGUUAAAUUUAAGGUGUGUACCAUCGUUUCGAGUAACCCAGUUUCCUUGAAGCCUUGGGCGAGAUGAAUUACGGUCGGAAGACUCCGUCGACGUACAGGUCGACGCCAUCGGUCUAUUCGCACAUUACGAGCCGAUCGCAAACGAAUCUGCACUCCCAGCGAUCGCGAUCGAUGAAAUCCAUCCGGAUACCAUGGUACCAGAAACCGAUGCUGCACAAUAACAAAUACAUCGACAUCCAGAGGGGAGCGAUCAUCACCGGGACGUUUUCGAUCUUCAUCGCCAUAUUUACGAUCGCAACGGCGAUCUUCGAUGUAUAUUGCCUGGCGAUGGCAUCGCCUGGAUCUACCCACUACGGGUACUACAUCAUUUCGUACGAGUUUGUCUACGUUGGAAACACUCACGUUCGGAACGCCCUGAUGAUCGCUGCUCUAUUUUCGUUACUCGGAGGACUGGUUGUGCUGGUGACCAGCAUCAUGUUGGUGCACGCUCUUCGCAAAGAACACGAGAACCGCGUCGUUCCUUGGCUGUGGUCCUUUGCCAUAUUCACGCUCUUCCGGGUCCUAGCGCUGCUGCUGUUCUCGAUCGUGAACGAUCUGAUCUUUGCGUACAACGUGCUCAUCACCCUGAUCUGGAUCCUGAUCAUCCUGGCAUCCGCUUACGGAUGGUUGGUUGUCUACACGCUCUAUCUGGAGCUUGCUGAUCUGACCAAGCUGGAAGAUCUGGCCCAUCUACGAAUGGGAACGAUGCAGUCGCUGAACGCUUCGGUAGCUCAUUCACUGGCCGGAUCGCGUCCAACGACGCCGCACAGCACCGUAUCGACGAUGCCAGUCGGUGGAGUAGUCUAGGUACAACGCCCGCUCAUCGGACGCUCCCAACAAGGCCAGCAACUCGAACAUAACAUACAAAUAAAAUACAAAAUCGGAAGAAUACAAAUAAAUCGUAAAUCAGUAGAGUACUAAGCGACGAACCCCUUUGAGCUGGGGUGAUUGUCAGUGGUAGCGAUAUAGCAUUUAAGUCCGUCCGCGUUUUUAGUGUAAGAUUUUAGAUCUACUAACCAAUCCACAAUCGAAAUCGAACGAACUGUAAAGAUGUGCCUUUUUCUGGAUGUGUAAACUUAGAAACCGUUCAAAUCGUGUUACUUUUAAUCCAUUCCCGUACUUGCGUGGAGCAAAGUUCUCACCCGACGAAGAGGAGAAAUCUCUGUUUUACUAGAUUUAGACUUGCCUAGCGUUGUAAGAACUAAGUAAGAAGAAUAAAAGCCAAACAAAAAUCGA